UCUUUUGCUAUCAGAUUCAGAGGAGGAGCGGGGCAUUUCUAGCCAACACCACCAGAGUGCAGGUUCUCUAUUUUGUUACUCAAGUCGCUACGGCAUACCGUUGAAAUCCAACAUGUCCAAAAAAGUAGCUGUGGUUACAGGGGCAAAUAAAGGCAUCGGACUGGCGAUUAUUAAAGGUUUGUGCAAAGCAGGAUUUAGCGGAGAUAUUCUCCUCACUGCUCGGAAUGAAAAACUUGGACAAGAGGCUAUUGCUGGACUGCAGUCUGGGGGAUUCAAAAACGUUGUCUUCCAUCAACUUGAUAUAUGUGACCAAGGAAGCUGCAUGAAGCUCAAAAAGUUUCUGGAGGAAAAGUAUGGAGGACUGGAUGUUCUUAUCAACAACGCGGGGAUUGCUUUUAAAAAUUCAGCAACAGAGCCUUUUGGAGAACAGGCUGAGGUGACCAUGCGCACCAACUUCUGGGGAACGCUGUGGGCUUGUCAUGCUCUUCUGCCGAUACUUCGAGCCAAUGCACGAGUGGUCAAUGUGUCCAGCUUUGUCAGCAAGAAGUCCCUUGAUCAGUGCAGUGCUGAACUACAGGCAAAAUUCAGGAGCAAAGACCUAUCAGAGGAGGAUUUGUGUCUGCUGAUGGGAGAGUUUGUUCAGGAUGCACAGGCUGGAGAUCAUUCGGCUAAGGGCUGGCCAAACACUGCCUAUGGUACCACAAAGAUUGGUGUGACAGUGCUAUCAAGAAUCCAGGCACGAGUUAUCAAUGAGACAAGGCCAGGUGAUGGGAUCCUAUUGAACGCUUGCUGUCCGGGAUGGGUGCGCACAGACAUGGCCGGACCAAAGGCACCCAAAAGCCCAGAAGAAGGGGCAGAAACUCCAGUUUAUCUGGCCAUGCUGCCUGAAGGAGCCAAAGAGCCGCAUGGACAGCUAGUGUGGGACAAGACUGUGCAGGAAUGGUAGACGGAAGAAAAAAGGCAUCAUCAAUUCAAUCCAUCUCAAAAAUGUCAUAAUUACACCUAAAAAUAACUGACUUUUCCUAAAUAUACUGCUACUUUAAAUGCCUAAAAACAUUUAGAAGUACGCUCUCUCCACUGUCUUCAUUGAAGUAACUGUAUGAUUUAUGAGUUCUACUUAUCUGAUUUUCAGUAUCUGUUGGGUUUCUGGGGUCAUUUUGUUUAUCUCAGUAAGAUAAACAGAAGAUAAGGAGAAUUCGGCCUCAAAUCCUUCUUCCACAGAUUGUGCUUUAUUAUCUGCACAAACUGAAAUAUCUGUAUACAUUCCUGUUUUGUGAACUAAAUGGCUAAACAUUUUUGAACUAUAUAUCACUUAAAUUUAACCAUUAAAGUGAUUUGUGGCAAA
Messenger RNA from Danio aesculapii, 1345 nucleotides. RefSeq names its product carbonyl reductase 1-like (gene cbr1l). The transcript has 4 exons. The record is from RefSeq and is a predicted model, not a curated record. Gene Ontology annotation, molecular function: carbonyl reductase (NADPH) activity. Bases 113 to 946 code for a protein of 277 amino acids. NCBI's taxonomy places the organism in Eukaryota, Metazoa, Chordata, Actinopteri, Cypriniformes, Danionidae.